Molecule: messenger RNA, 897 nt
Organism: Funneliformis caledonium
Lineage: Eukaryota; Fungi; Glomeromycota; Glomeromycetes; Glomerales; Glomeraceae
Source: the annotation of a GenBank genome assembly
AUGUCAACAAGUCUUAAUACAAUAACUAACAAAAAUAAACCUGAAUUGAAAGGAGUUCAUAAAAUCAUUUCUAAUUUACAGUUAAAGUCAACUCAAGAAGAUAGUUUGAAUGAUUUUUUAGUUAAACUAGAAAAUCAUAUGACUAUGGUGGUUGAGCAAAUAAAAACAAAUGAAUAUACUAAUGAUUUUAAAACAAGUCCAUAUGACUCAACUCCUAUUUUAGUCACUUUAAUUCGAAAUAAAAUGAAAACAAAUGAGCUAGAUGAUGAAGAUUCCAAUGAUUUGAUUGAAAAUGAAUUUGCUUUUGAUUAUUCUAAAUCUUUUACCAAUAAAGCUAAUCAAAAAAUCCUUAAAGCAUAUUUACUAUUUUAUAUGAAAGAAUACGAAUCCUGGGAUGAUAACUUUAAAGAGUUGAUUCGACAAAUAUGUAAUACUUACUUUGAAACAAGACGUAAUAUAUUAAAAGCCUUAUCAGAAAAAUCAAAAGCUAUAAAAACUAAUAAUCAAUGUGGUAAUAGAACUUUGAAGAUGCCCUGUUCAAUAUCACCAGAUUUUCCACAAUGGGCCAUUAAGCUAUAUAAUCUAAAUACUAUUCUUUCUAAUGCAGUUGAUCCAGAUUCUGAAGACGAUUCUGUGUUUCAAGAUAUAACAAAUGACCUUAUUAUUAAUUCACAACCUGAGGAAACAUUCAAUUAUGGAUUAACAGAUUCAAAUAACACUCAUGAUCAAUCGUCAUCACAUCCAGUCAAAGUUCUAUCAGAAGAUGCAAUUAUUAACCAAAAAUCAGCAGGACUUAAUAAAAAACAAAGCAACAAUAUUAAGAAGCGAUGGGUUCCAUUAAAAGAUGCAGCAAAUAAUCAAGAAUCGACAGAACCUGUUCUGAAAUCAACAAAAUGA